This is a messenger RNA of Penicillium cosmopolitanum, 2442 nucleotides long. Its product is annotated as SWAP/Surp domain-containing protein. The transcript has a single exon. Bases 1 to 2442 code for a protein of 813 amino acids. Gene Ontology annotation, cellular component: nucleus. Gene Ontology annotation, molecular function: RNA binding. Gene Ontology annotation, biological process: RNA processing. The record is from RefSeq and is a predicted model, not a curated record. NCBI's taxonomy places the organism in Eukaryota, Fungi, Ascomycota, Eurotiomycetes, Eurotiales, Aspergillaceae.
AUGUCGGACGAUACAAAGGGAAAGCCAUUCCCUGGAGUCUCUGCCAAACUCUCCGCACUCCCAAAGAAAUCGCUAUUCGAACGUCAGAAAGCUGAUGCUGAAGCUAAACGCGCCCGCGAAAAGGCCGAAACUGCCGCCGUGUACGAAGACUUUGUGAAGUCAUUUGAAGAUGAUGUACCUGAAGGCCCCCGAGCUUCAGACGGACGGCCGAAUACCUUUGGAGGAAGGGGUGGUGCAUUCGGAGGAGGUCCUCCCCGACGACACUUCACCAACUCUGGACCACGCAGUAGUGGCCCAGGAAGCCUAGGUCCACCACCGCCGUCGCUGUCUCGGAAGAGACCUCAUGAGGGGUAUGUGGCACAGCCACGCGGCCGGGACACUGCUCAAGGGGUGUUGGGAUAUGACCAUUCAGGGCAUGUUUCAUCUGGACCCUCGCUCGGAUUCCGCAGCCCUUCGGAUGAUGAAGAUGAUCGGACUGCUGAAGCAAAGGAGGCCGAGAAGGCUGCCGCCAGACCUACACUAUACCUCGCAUCACUUCCUCCCGGGACAUCGCCGUCUGUUCUCAAAUCAUUGAUCACCUCCCCUCUUGUCGUCGGGAACGUCCACAUCCUCCGCCCGCAAAACCAAUCCCCAACAGAGCGAAAAUCGGUGGCUGCAAUCAUUACCCUUGCUAGUGAUUCGGCAGCCUCAGACAUUGAUAGCGCCGUGAGCUCGCUUCAAAACAAGUAUCUUGGCCGGGGAUACUAUCUAACGCUCUCCCGUCAUCUUUCAUCGGCAGCAAUUAGCUCAAAUAUGCCUUCAAAUAUCAACAUGACAAACACCAGCUCACUCCCUUUUGGCGCAAAGAAUAUCCAACCCAACUUUGGAGGAGGAAACCUCAGCCGGGCACCACCGCCAGGCUCACAUCGCGGGGGCUUUGCACCCCCGAGCUCAUAUGGACCAAUUCCGGGCCGAGCUGUCCAAGCUACACAAGUCGAAGUGAAGGCGCCGACAGACGUCAAGCAAUUACGUUUGAUUCACAAAACCUUGGAGAAUCUCCUUAAUCAUGGCCCCGAAUUUGAGGCCCUGCUUAUGAGCCGACCGGAAGUCCAGAGAGAGGAAAAAUGGGCUUGGAUUUGGGACGCAAGAAGUCCUGGUGGGGUUUAUUAUCGCUGGAAGUUAUGGCAGCUCAUCACAAACCCCCGAUCUCACGGCAAUCGAAAGUCAAAGAGUCAAAAGCCGUCGUCUGUUUUUGAGGAUGGAGCCAGCUGGGUUCCCCCGGAAAGAGAUAUUAAAUUCGAGUUCACAACACGUCUUGACGAAAUUAUCUCUGACGAAGACUACAACUCUUCCGACGAGGAGCAGUCGGAUGGUGAAGAUGAACGACGAAAUCUUGGAGGAGCACCGCCUCCAGAGGGAGGGAAUGGCCCAAAUGAUGGAACCGGGUACAUGAACCCGUUACAAAAGGCCAAGCUCACUCAUCUACUUGCGCGCCUACCGACAACCCAUGCUAGACUCCGACGAGGCGAUAUCGCGCGGACUACUGCUUUUGCCAUCGAACACGCCGGACUGGGUGCCGACGAAGUUGUUGAUAUGAUUGUCCUGAAUAUUCUCAGCCCGCUGGCCUAUACUGGUGCCAAUCCUGACCGAGAUUUAGAAAAUGAUGCAGCAAAUCGGGAGAGUCACGCGAAAGAUAAUGAUAAUCCCUCUAAAGGAAAAAUGGACCUCUCAGCGGCCAAAUUGGUCGGGUUAUACACCAUCUCUGAUAUCCUCUCAUCAUCAGCCACCAGUGGGGUUCGCCAUGCCUGGCGAUAUCGGCAGCUUUUCGAAUUAGCCUUACGCUCGCACAAGGUCUUUGAACACCUUGGUCGGCUUGAGAAAGACCUUCAUUGGGGACGACUCAAGGCAGAGAAAUGGAAGCGGAGCGUAGGAACCCUACUUCACCUCUGGGAAGGGUGGUGUGUUUUUCCGCAGUCAAGUCACGAGCAUUUUGUCCAGAUGUUUGAGCAACCACCUCUCACCGACGAAGAGUUACAAAAAGAGAAGGAGAAGGCAGAAGCUGAACAAGCCAGUAACGCCUUUUCUAAGAAAAAGAACCGAUGGAAGACGGUUGACGAUGAAGACCCGGGAUCCAGUUAUUUCGAUCAAAGCGGGCCAUCCGAGAUAGAAAUCACAGCUCAUCGGGCACCUGGCGGGGCAUAUCCUGCCGAAGACGAAUCAAUGAGCGACAUCGACGGCGUUCCCAUGGAGGACAGUGAUUUGGAGAUGCCCGACGAAGGAGAGCCGAUGGAGGAAGAAAGCACGCAACGAGAUAGCGACGUUGUGAUGAAGCAACCACCAGAGCAGCCCGAAGAUGUCACCGGGCAGCAAAAUCCAGAACCAGAAAAACGAGAACCCGCCUCCCGACGUCCUCGAAGGCCACGGCCCAAAGCCGAGGACAUGUUUGCGUCAGACUCGGAGUGA